GACGACGCCGCGGAUGCUACUACGGCAUUGGGACUUGUGGCAACCGUCCGGAGGAUCGCAGACUUCCUGACGCAGACGUGCGCUUUGGAGAAGACGCUGUUCCAGGAGGAGCUUCAGGGUCUCAAGUGUGGAUGGACAAUGUGGCAGCUUCUUCGCGAACUCGAGAACAGCGGAGCCACUCCCGAGGCACGCUUGCAACGGGACGCAAAGGGUGCCAGGUUGGACAAUGUGAUAUCGGCUACAAGGCAACUUCGAGUUUCUGUGAGCAAGAUUGAGCAGGUGCACAAAGAGAUCGACGAGCUCUCCGAGGAGCAGCGCAACUUCUUCUUUAAGGACAUGUGGAUGAACUCGUCUAGCUACUUGAGCAGCUUGGAAGGGUUGCUGAAUGAUGAGCUCUUCCACGGCAUGGUGAUCGCCCGCGGUCGUCUCAUGUGUGCAGAGAUGAAGACGAAGCUCGCAGCCAUUUGUGAGAUGACCAUGAACUUGCACACCGAAGUGAAAUCGUGGAAGAAAAACCUCGACGAGACCAGCUCCUUGGAAGACAUCAGCCAGGAGGCCGUGAAAUCGGGGAUCAACAGCCUCGAUGCCGAUACCAUCGAUACGCAAGUCCUUGUCGUGGAGAAGGCUCCGAUGGAAGCUGAGCACCUGCAGAACUUCAUCAGCAAGGUUGGUGCCUUGGCAGACUUGAAGCCCUUGGAGAAGGACCUCCAAGCUGCUAGAGCCGAGUGCAAAGCCAUCAAGGUCCUGCUGUGCGAAGGGCUCUUUGUUGUCGCGAUAGGCACCCCAGGCAAUGCCUUGAGAGAUGCGGUCACCUCGUCGCUCGAAGAGAUCGCCGCAAAGAAGAUUCCAGAGUCAGAUGUUCAGCCAGCCUUGCUGGCAAAGGCCCGCGACCUCAAGGAGGCACAGGCUGCUUCCAACGCC
This is a messenger RNA of Symbiodinium sp. CCMP2592, 921 nucleotides long. The record is from the annotation of a GenBank genome assembly. Lineage: Eukaryota; Dinophyceae; Suessiales; Symbiodiniaceae.